AUGUCCCUGCUCCCGACUGAAGGAGAUGAUCUGUGUGAGACAGAUGUCACCACCGUGGCCAUACACAGUGUGACACUGCUCAUUGGCCUCUGUGGGCUGGCUGGGAACGGAGCUGUCAUCGGCCUCCUCAACCUAGAAAUCCGUAACUAUGGCAUUUUUAAGCUGGCUGUCAUUGACUUCCUCUUCCUCCUCUUUGUGGUCCCCUCGGCCCUCCUCUUCCUGGUGGAGGACGUGUCCUGCUCUCCUAUCCUGCCCCUGCUGUACCUGAACUUCCUUUUCCAGCUGUCAGUGGUCUCCUACUACUAUGCACUGCUCCGGCUGAUACCCGGUGGCACUGUGCAGUGCAUGUCCAGGCUCUGCAAGCUCUGCUGCCACUGGGACCUUCCUGAGCGCCUGUUGUGGGUGGUGGACAGUGUCCAAUACUGGGCCUCCUUUGCUCUCUUCACUGUCAUGCCGGCAGUGACAUUCCUGUGCCCAUCACACGAGCAGGAACACUGCAGGGCAGCUCUCAUCUCCAUGAACACCAUCAUCCUGCUCCUCUUUGUUGCACCCGUGGUCAUUUCCAGCACAAUCGAUUUCAUUAAGGCCAAGUGGGGCUCCCAGCAGCAGCAACCCAAGAGGCGCGACAUCGUUAUCUUCAUCAUUGUGCUCCUCACUCUCCUUUUCCUCCUCUGGAAUUUCCUGCAGGAUCUUGGUUACAUCGCUGUGCCCUCCCAGGUUGUUUUCCUGCUCGCCAGCAUCAACAGCAGCAUCAAACCCUUCAUCUACUUCUUGGCAGGGACGUGCUGGAGGCCCUGCUCCAUGGGGUCCCUCCGACUCUCUCUCCAGAGGGUUUUUGAGGAGCAGAAAAAGAAAAGUGCACGCAGAGAAAAGGCCACCAGGGACACGGGGGUCUGAGACUGUUGAUUCCUCCCACUGCACUGCUGAGGGACCCUAGGACCAUGGCUGAGGAUUUCCUUGAGUCACCUGAUGAAUAAAUAUCCACAGGAUCGC
This is a messenger RNA of Pyrgilauda ruficollis (rufous-necked snowfinch), 993 nucleotides long. RefSeq names its product mas-related G-protein coupled receptor member H-like. The transcript has a single exon. Lineage: Eukaryota; Metazoa; Chordata; Aves; Passeriformes; Passeridae. Bases 1 to 897 code for a protein of 298 amino acids. Gene Ontology annotation, biological process: G protein-coupled receptor signaling pathway. Gene Ontology annotation, cellular component: membrane. Gene Ontology annotation, molecular function: G protein-coupled receptor activity. The record is from RefSeq and is a predicted model, not a curated record.